AUGCCACCCAAGAAGAUUGAACCGAAGAAGCCUGAGCUCAAAAAGCCAGAACCCAAGAAAGAUGUGGCUCCAGCUAAACCAGUUGCAGCUCCAGAGCCGCUGCCGGAGGCUCCCAAGGAGCCCGAUUUUGACCCCAAAAGCAUCACCCUCGAGUACACCUCCGACCAGAUCGAGGAGUUCAAGGAAGCCUUCACCCUGUUUGACCGCACACCCACCGGGGAAAUGAAGAUCACCUUCGCCCAGUGCGGGGACGUGAUGCGAGCUCUCGGCCAGAACCCGACUAACGCCGACGUGCUGAAAGUGCUCGGGAAACCGAACCCGGAGGACAUGAGCACGAAAAUGGUGGACUUCGAGACCUUCCUGCCGAUGCUCCAACACAUCUCCCGUUCAAAAGAUCAGGGCAAUUUUGAGGAUUUUGUGGAGGGGCUCAGGGUUUUCGACAAGGAGGGCAACGGCACCAUCAUGGGAGCGGAGCUGCGUCAUGUGCUGGCAACACUGGGAGAGAGAAUGACGGAGGACGAGGUGGACAGACUGAUGGCUGGACAGGAGGAUGCCAAUGGGUGCAUCAACUAUGCCUCCUUUGUGAAGCACAUUCUUUCCGGCUGA
Molecule: messenger RNA, 606 nt
Organism: Limanda limanda (common dab)
Lineage: Eukaryota; Metazoa; Chordata; Actinopteri; Pleuronectiformes; Pleuronectidae
Product: myosin light chain 4-like
Exons: 1
Coding region: 1-606 (201 amino acids)
Cellular component (GO): myosin II complex
Molecular function (GO): calcium ion binding
Source: RefSeq, a predicted model, not a curated record